UGUGAGACAGCGAGCGAGUGAGCGACAAAGUAGCAGCUCGCAGCCUCGUACAAACUGACAUUACUGUUUAAGCUGCCUUCAUUCAGUCACACGCACAAAAAAAAUCAUACAGAAAAGGUGGAAUCAGCCAGCGGCUCACUCUUUUCAUUGCCAUACGCAGAGGGUUUUGGUUUGGUUUUACAUGGUAGCGAGAAUCGAGUUUAUAUUAAAUACAGCGCACUGAGGGAAUACAAGAAUGCUUCCGAACCACACACUCUGUAUGUUGUAUCUACUCCACAUCACGGCUGCAAUAGUUUCAGGUCUCGGGACUUUCCGAGAGGAAUCUGAGAUCGUUUACCCGGCGGUUUUACCGAGCAGCCCAGGGGCCGGGGCUGAGGCCGGGACGACAUCCAGGGAAGUGCGCUCUAUCUCGGCUAGGGGCGAUGAAUAUGAGUCGCAGGAGUUUUAUCCACGGGAGUUACAGCCGCUGCUGGCCCCGGUACGGGCGCUGCAGCUGAAGAUCCCAGCGUUUGGCCGAGAGCUUUACCUGAGCCUGCGGCGGGACAGCCGCUUCUUAUCGGGCAGUUUCACGGUGCAUAGCCACCGGGGCCGCUCUCACAGCUCGCUGCUGCCUUCCCGAGCCGAGCUCUCCUGCUACUACAGCGGUUUCGUGCACUCUUACCGCGGCUCGCUCGCCUCCUUCAGUACCUGCGGGGGCCUGAUGGGGUUCAUUCAGAUUAACGAAGAGUUUAUAUUUAUUGAACCUCUGAAUCACACCUUGGCUGUAACAGGAUAUGCUCAUCGUGUUUACAGAAGAAAACGGUCAAUGGAUGAAAAAUCAGCAGAAAAGCAAGCAUCACAACCAUUGUGUGGAGUUUAUACAGAUAAAAGAAAAUCCAAAAAUAGAAAACAUAUGGAGAGAGGAAGAGGCAGGAGAUAUGCAUAUAAAUUAUUGCAUGACUAUAAUGUGGAGACUUUAGUUGUUGCUGAUACAACAAUGGUCAACUAUCAUGGAGCUGAUGCUGUCAGAAGGUUCAUAUUAACGGUCAUGAAUAUGGUCUUCAAUCUGUUCCAACACAAAAGUCUUGGCAUUCAGAUGAACCUACGAGUGACAAAACUUGUUUUACUUCAUGAAACACCGGAAGACCUUUUUAUAGGCCACCAUGGGGAAAAGAUGCUGGAAAGUUUUUGCAAAUGGCAACAUGAAGAAUUUGGAAGGAAGAAUUAUUUCGAUAGUGAUAUGUCUCCCAGUUGGAGGGAAGAUUUACCAGCUGUUGAUGCAGCCAUCCUGAUAACGAGGAAGGAUUUUUGUGUGCAGAAAGAUGAACCCUGUGACACUGUUGGUAUAGCAUACCUUAGUGGGAUGUGCAGUGAAAGAAAGAAGUGUGUUCUUGCAGAGGACAAUGGAUUGAAUCUGGCCUUUACAAUUGCUCAUGAGAUGGGUCACAAUAUGGGAAUGAAUCAUGACAAUGAUCAUCCAUCCUGUGCAGAUGGCCUCCAUAUUAUGUCUGGGGAAUGGAUUAAAGGACAGAAUCUGGGGGAUGUUUCCUGGUCCCAAUGCAGCAGAGAUGAUCUGGAAAGAUUUCUCAGGUCAAAGGUCAGUAAUUGUUUACUGCACACAGAUCCUCAAAGCCUCAAUUCAGUGAUGUUGUCAUCCAAGUUGCCAGGCGUGAUCUACACAGCAGAUGAACAAUGUCAGAUUCUCUUUGGCCCUUCAGCUUCUUUCUGCAAAGAGAUGCAGCAUGUCAUAUGUACUGGGCUAUGGUGCAAAGUAGAUGGUGAGCAGGAAUGCAAAACCAAACUAGACCCACCACUAGAUGGAACAGAAUGUGAAAGAGAAAAGUGGUGUAAAGUUGGUGAAUGUGUUAGUAAGGCACCUCUUCCAGACGACACAGACGGAGAAUGGAGUAUUUGGAGUAUAUGGAGUACUUGUAGUCGGACAUGUAGCGUGGGAGUGCAUUUCCGCCAGCGUAAAUGUGAUAACCCAAGGCCUGGCCCUAAAGGCAAGAAUUGCCAGGGUUCGCAUGUGCAGUACAGGACAUGCAAGAAUCCUCCUUGUCCUGCUGGAGUGCCAAAUUUUCGAGACUUGCAGUGCCAAUCAAUCAACAGGCCACCAUAUCAAAAGCAUUCCUUGCAGUGGUAUGCCAUCAUUAACAGAGAAAAGCCCUGUACACUGUUUUGUUCUCCUCUGGGGAAAGAUCAACCAAUACUGAUCUCAGAGAAAGUCCUUGAUGGAACGCCGUGUGGUCCACAUGAGGCAGACAUCUGUGCGAAUGGCACAUGCCAGAAAAUUGGCUGUGAUGGCAUGUUAGAUUCCUCAGCCAGAGAAGAUCAUUGUGGAGUGUGCAAUGGGAAUGGAAAAUCAUGUAAAGUUAUAAAAGGAGACUUUAAUCACACAAGAGGGGCAGGCUAUGUGGAAGCUUUGGUGAUACCUGCAGGAGCAAGGAGGAUACGAGUCGUUGAAGAGAAACCAGCGCACAGUUACCUUGCUCUCCGAGAUGCCAGCAAACAUUCCAUUAAUAGUGACUGGAAGAUUGAACAUCCAGGAGCAUUUAACAUUGCUGGAACGACAGUCCACUAUGUAAGAAGAGGAUUCUGGGAAAAGAUUUCUGCUAAAGGUCCAACCACAUCUCCUCUACAUUUACUGGUGCUACUCUUUAAUGACCAGAAUUAUGGCAUUCACUAUGAAUACACAAUUCCGAUUGAGCCAGGUCCAGGAAAUCACAGCGCAAAGACCAAUGUUCCUCUCUUUAUGUGGACUCACUCUGGCUGGGAAGAUUGCGGUGCCAUGUGCGGAGGAGGAGAAAGAAAAACACUUGUGACUUGUACAAAAAUCAUGAGCAAAACUACAACUAUUGUGGACAAUAGAAAAUGCAAACAGCUGAAAAAGCCUGAGUCACUAGUACGCAAGUGUAAUCAGCAGCCAUGUCAGACCAGGUGGAUGAUGACAGAAUGGACACCAUGCUCACGGACGUGUGGUAAAGGAAGUCAAAGCCGACAAGUGGCCUGUACCCAGCAGCUCCGAAAUGGAACUUUUAUCAGAGCUCGAGAAAGAGACUGUUCCGGACCGAAACCUACUUCUCUCCAGCACUGUGAAGGUCAGGACUGUCUGACAGUGUGGGAAGCUGGAAUAUGGUCAGAGUGUUCUGUGAAAUGUGGCAAGGGGGCUCGACAUCGAACAAUAAAGUGUACCAAUCCGCGCAAGAAAUGCGAUUUAUCAACCCGCCCGAAGGAGGCAGAAGACUGUGAGGAUUACUCAAAGUGCUAUGUCUGGAGAACAGGAGACUGGUCUAAGUGUUCCGUUACCUGUGGAAAAGGGAUGCAAUCACGAGUAAUCCAGUGUAUGCACAAAGUGACAGGAAGGCAUGGAAGUGAUUGCUUCCUAUCAGAAAAGCCUGCAGCCUAUAGACCUUGCCAUUUAAAACCAUGCAAUGAAAAAGUCAAUGUGAAUACUAUCACAUCACCCAGACUAGCUGCUUUGACGUUUAAAUGUUUGAAGGACCAGUGGCAAGUGUAUUGCAAAAUAAUACGAGAGACGAACCUCUGUCAAGACAUGAGGUGGUAUCAGCGUUGCUGUGAGACCUGUAGAGACUUCUAUGCACAAAAGCUAUUGCAUAAGAGUUGACAUCAUCUUUCACAUCAGCACCAAACUUAUUUUUAUAAGUAAAAUAUAAUUUAUGAAAAUACAGAACUACAACUUGUUUAGACCAAGGUACUGAUGUAUUAGGUAUAAUUUAUUCAUUUUAAUUUAUUAUUUUUGUUUACCAAGAUUUUUGGAGUACUGUUCAGUGAUUAUCAGAAUCCAGAUAUUUUAACUUUUUGUUUGCUAAGAUGGGUCCAUUCAUUGUAAGCCGAUAACUUGACAACUAUCAGAAUGUAUUUCAUGCAUAAAUGACUCAUGUCUUCAUGGAUAAUGUGACAUGAGCUGAAGUUAACACUCACUGUAAUCAUUUCAAAGACUGUAGGGAAAGCCUGUAGCAAGAUAUUGAAGUUCUCACUAUGCAUUCAAUAGUGCCAAUUAUAUUUGCUUGAAAAACAGUGACUUGAGAGUGAAACACUGUGGAGUGCAACACUGAAUUAUUUUUGCAACUUUCAGGUACUGUCUAAGGUUCUACAGUCUAUGAAUAAAUAAUAAAUGUCUAUUGCAUUACUGUAAAAAUGUCACUAUUAACAGUUUACCCUUAGACUUUUGUAAAGUACUUUUUGUCGAGUACAGAAUGGAAUAUUGUGACUGUUUGCGUUCAGCAACCAAACUAUUCUCUCAUAAAUACUGAGAAUAAAAUUCUAUGAAUUUUAGCUCAAAAUAUUAAUUUAUAUCAGCAGUGCAUGGGUACAUCCACCAAGUUUGGUGUUUUCUAUUUUGCCCAACUCUGAUCUCUUGUUUGUACAUGACUAAAAGUCAGGAUUAAUUUGGGUAAAAAGUGGUGCUCGAAUUACACAGCAGGCCAGCGCAGCACCUGUACAGUUGAGACAACAAGUCAAGAAUCCACUCACAUCAGGACCACUGCUUUUUAACUUUCCAAGUGCUAUUGGAUUUGCUGUGCAUUUCAAGAGUUUUGUGUUUUUGUUUUAAAAAGUUUCAAAUAAAAUAUUUUAAUUAAUAAUUUGAGAGAAGAAUAAAACAAAAGAUUAAGUGUAUUAUGUCUUUAUGCAGAACAUGCUUUGGAUAUGAAAAAAAAUACUGGAGUAAAAGAUUUAGGCAUCACUCUAGCCUCAACAGAAAUGUGAUUCGGUGAAUUUCUAUAUGGUGCUCUUGUCUCAGUUGAUCAUUGGCUAAUUGUUCCCAUUUGUGGCAAUGCAACAAAGGCCAUGCCUCAGUCAGGGAGCUGAAUUGCACACUGCCACUCCCAUAGAGGAGAUCAAGGACCAAAUAGUACCAAUGAAGUAAGGGGACAAAUAUUUUAGUAUUUUCGCUGUGGUGCAAUGAGAUCCAACAGUAAGAAAUCUUUGUUUUGCAAACAAUUAAUUUUUUUUAUUUAACUAGAAGCCCAAAGCAGCUUGUUCUGAAAAGACAUAAGUCUUUCUGGACAUUUCAGAGGCAUUACUCAUAGAGUUUCUGGAUUAGCCUGAGAGUGCAACUCUGCUAUAGCCUAUUAAACUACUAGUUCCACUAAAUGGGGAAGGCAGAAGAAUCUCUUGGUCAUUAUCUUUCCCUAUUACCAAGCAGUGUAAUUUUAUAGUGGCUGCAAAAGGGUCAGAAACUUGCUGAUUCAGCUAUUUUGAUCCAACUUCUGAUUCGUUCAUUAAAAUUACACCCCGAUUCAUGUAAUUAUCAUCGAUUAGCUUCUUUUUAUAUGUUAGGUCACGUUUGUCACAAUUCUUUGCAAUGAAGUAUUUAAAAGCUUAAUUCUUGAAAUUAAUUUGUGCAAUAUUAGCAUACAUGCACAUGCAUUGUUAUUUAAAGUCUGCUAUCUUAAUUGAUGAUUUAAUUCAUUUAAAUAAAACACAUCUAUUAAAAUAAUAAACAAAGAAAUUUUAUCACAGAAUUUCAAGAAUUUAUGGCAAAUUACUCUUUUAGUAAUAUUCAUCACAUAGAUAUAAUCCCUCUCCUCAUCACACCUUGGAGUGGCUUACAGCAGUUGUUUGGCCACAUUGUCUGGUAAGCCAUGUUUUUAAAGGAUUUUUUUAAAAAAACUGUGUUAUUCUCUCUGCCACAGGGGUUCUAUGCUUAAUUUUUACAGGGAUCCUAGAGCAACCAGUCAACUUCCCUCUCCUCUUUAUUUGUUUUUCAUCCUUAACAAUAGCAGAGCUCCUCACCCAGCUGUCACUAUGUAUUUAAUGCUAAAAUGAUUAGUCAAUGAGUUGUUGCAGUUUAUUUUUAUUUACCUUCUUUAAAAGCCGUUAUUUUGGGUUCAAAUAUCAUUUUUUGAAAUGCUAAAGGUGAGUCAAUUUGGUUUUAGCCUGAAAAAAUAAGAACUUGCAUUUUUAUUUCUAUGAAAUGAAUUAUUUAAAUAUGAUCCACCUUGACUGCACAGGAGUAUUGCUUGUGCAAGUAACCCGUUCCUGUUGGUGGCAUAUUAGUUUCUGUGAUAUUAUUUUACAGGUUGUAGGCUGAGCAAAGUUUAUAGCCAAAAAUUGUAAACACUGUCUCUGUGCCAGAGGCUUGGCAAAUCAAAAUGGUGUCCUUCAGUGCAAGAUUGACAGGGUGGCCCCUUUUUUAAGUUAUUGUUAAUCAGAGUGACGCAAGCUUGUUUGUGUCCAGAUAAACAAACUCUAGUAUUAGACAGAGAUGUGAAAAAAAAAAUUUGCUUUGAAAACUCCUAUUCCGUGCGUGUAGACAUGAGCAAAGCUGAAAUACUGUAAUUCAAAGAAGCAAGCUGUUGCUGAAACUCUUUAUCUGUCUCUUUGGAUAAAAUAUACAAAGAAAAAUGCCAAGAUUUCCUGUAUUGAUAGCAGCCUAACUCAUUUGUAUACUGAACAGAAAUUGGCCAAGUCUCCUUUGUAGUCAAUUGAAAAUGUCUCAGAACUAAACAGUCUUUGGCAUAUUAAGCAAUUUAGGAGAUCUGUAACUGGAUAGGCAGAAACAUCAUUCCAUCAGCUAGCCUAUUUUGGUUUCAUAUUUUAUUUUAUUUGAAGAAUAAGUUGCAGAUCAUUUUACCGAAAAACUGCUUUCAUCGCAACUUGCCUGCAAUAAUUUAAAUAGUAAAAAUAAAACAGUAAAUUUACAGGUUUCUAAAUUGAUUUUUAUUUUUACUUCAGGUGCUGUUACUUGAAAUAUUUGUGUAGGACUGAGUGUAGAUCUUUAGAGCUGUAACAUUUGGAAUAAUUCCCUUAAUUGUUGUAUUGCAUUCUUUGCUUUUAAAUGAAAAUUUGAAGAAGUGCCAAGUGUAAUGAGAUUUGCAACCUGUUACAUAAUUGUGAAAUUGUAUGUAUUUGAUCAACUAUGCUGUAUAUUUUAUGCCUCUUAGCACAAGGCAUCUUCCCAAACUCUUA
Stegostoma tigrinum is the source of this 6912-nucleotide messenger RNA. Its product is annotated as A disintegrin and metalloproteinase with thrombospondin motifs 19-like. Gene Ontology annotation, molecular function: metalloendopeptidase activity. Gene Ontology annotation, biological process: proteolysis; extracellular matrix organization. Gene Ontology annotation, cellular component: extracellular matrix. The transcript has 23 exons. The record is from RefSeq and is a predicted model, not a curated record. Lineage: Eukaryota; Metazoa; Chordata; Chondrichthyes; Orectolobiformes; Stegostomatidae. The coding region runs from base 236 to 3604 and encodes 1122 amino acids.